CAGACCCUCAUACUGAACCCAUAGUAUAAUUAUUUACUGCCAAUCGCAUUCGUUAUGUCUGAAUUGCCCCAAAUUCCCCAACGGCCGGUAAGACUGACUGCUUCGAUGCCACUUCCAAAGGAUGACAGCGAUGGCUUUUCCGGAAGCGAGGACGAGUCCGACGAUGAUGAAGGUAGGGUUUCUUUACAGGACUUGACCAGCAAGAAGAUUGAUAUACCUGAAGGGAUCCCGGCCGUUCCAAAAAGACCAACCAAGGCCUUAGAGACGCGCCAAUCCGUGACUCCCGUCCCAUCGAUCCCUAGAAGGCCAAUUAAAUCUGCCACCCCAGAGACGAUUAUCUCUGAGCCGGUUUCUCCUUCGCUUCCAGCUGUACCAUUGAGGCCAUCCAAGAGAUCCUCCUCUGAUGAGAGCGUCGUUUCUGCCGUUGCUAGCCGCAGCCCCCGCAGCUCCGUCCACGAUGUGGAUAUCAGGCAGGUUAAUGACACGGACUUGCCACACGAACCAUCCAUGGAAGAUGUCCAAAAGACAAUCCCUGCGACAAUCCAGGAGCCAGAAAGAGAGGAGAGCGCCGAGCCGGAGGGUGAAGCCGAGGCCGAGAAGGCUGAAACCGUUCUGUCUGGACAGGAUGAGGUCCCAAGGGUUCCGGCUAGACCAUCUAGAGGCGCUGUUAAGCCUAUCACAAUAGAUACCGACAUAUCUGCUUUUAAACCAGAUGCGGAUCUUACCGAUGAACUUACUCCGCAAAAUACAGCGGUGUGUACGGAUAAAGUGGAAGCCGAUGAGUUUGAUUUUAGUACCGACCACGUUCCAGGGUACGUCAAGGAGGAGCAUGACAGCGGUACCGAUGUUGAUGAAGCUUCUGACGUGCAGCGAAUCGAGAGAAAUGAGGAUAUCCAGGUGCUCGAUACGAGCUCCCACAAGGAAUAUGCCAACCAGGCCGAAUUACCUACCGAAGUGACCGACGUGAAGGUUGAAACUGAGGAGUUGGAGACUGAAACUAGUGGUAAGUUCGAAGAUAAGUCUGAAAUAGCGUUGGAGGAGGCUGGUAGCCCGAAGGAUGUGGAAGAAAAGAUUGAAGCUACCAGGCAACUGGAAGACGGGCCUGAAAUUCCCAAGGAAUUGGCAGAGAAGGCCGUUACUUCCAAGGACACGGAGACGGCCCCCAAGGAUGUGGAGGAAAACACUACCCCGGUACCGGUGAUUCCAAAGCGGCCAAGGAAGGCUGUUUCCAGCCCACUGGAUGCCCCAAAACCGGAAGAAGUUGCUACCCACAACAAAAUUUCAGAAGUUUUACAGAAAAAGAAGGCACCACCUCCAAUUAAACCGAAAAAGCCGUCCUCUAAGAUUGCCGCGUUCCAACAAAUGUUCGGUGCGUCAUCCGAAAAGGCCCCUCCGUUAGUUCCUUCUAGACCCAUGAAGGUAAAUUUGAUUCGUUCGAGUACCGCUGAUUCUUUGCCCGGAUCUAUUGAUGAAGAGGCAUCUUCAGUCGAGGAGAAGACCCAAACCCAACGGGCCGUGCCAGGAAUGCCAAAUAGAUUGGCCUCGUCUAGAGUGAAUUUCGCAAAGAAUUUGAACGGCAUGAUCGGAAUGGCGUUGCCGGGCAUGGUCCCAGCGGAAGCAUUGGCCUUCCAACCAGACGAGAGCGAGGAGACAAAGGAAUGCGAUCAAGAAGAGGUGCCUGUUUCCAAAGAUCUUAGAAAGGGAAGAGCCAAGGGGCCUAGGGGGAGAAAGUUACCGACAAGCGCUGUUGAGCCGGUGGUUGAAGCCAAGAAUAAAUACUCGAUUGUUGUUGCUGACCUUUGGAGUGUGGGUCUAUCUGAGAAACAGACAGAGGAGCUUCCGACGGGAACUGUUCUUUCUGAGAACCGGAAGGCCCCUGAAAGUUCCGUUAAGGAUGUCGCUGAAUCUACGUCGAAAGAAUCCGAGGCUGUUCAUAGUGCAGAUCCAGAGGGAGGCUUUAGCAGCGCUGAAAACGUUGAGAUGGCCAAGGUAGAGAAAGAGACCAUCGACGAGCCCUUGGAGCGUUCGAUAGCUGAAGACACUAACUCUGAGACCCCGCUUUCGCUCAGUGACUUCGCUGAUGUGGGUGAACAUACCCCUUUGCAUGAUACAUUAGGCGAGGGGCCAUCCAAAACUGUUGAACCAGAAAUUGGAGGUGCAGACGAGGCAGAGGCUACUGCUCCAAUCGGCCACAAUGAGACGUUUGAGACCCAUGCCAAAGCGACCAAGGCUGAUGAUACCUCCGCACAAGCGAUUAAUUUAGAUUUUUCCACCGAUUCUAAACCAUCUGAACCUAUCCCUAAGACGGAGGAAGUCCAUGAUGCUUCUAAUUCUACCGAUUCUGUUGCAACGGACUCUGUUUUAAACAUCCUGGGAGAGCAUGCGCUUUAUUCCCUGGAGGAUAUUUUAUCUGAGACUCUGGAUACAGUAUCAAGCGAUGAUAAAGGUGCAGACGCUACCCAGACCUUGGAAUAAGGUGAGCUGGGACCCCAAAUGUACACUUUCUUGAGUAUACCCUUUCGUGAUAUCAGCAGAUCACAAUGAUCUAUUGAGAGAAUACUGACUAUCUAUUUGUUAGCUAGUCACCGGUUAGCCUAUGACGAUUAUAGGCGACUUAAAGUUCAAUACGGAAAGAAAUGCUUGGUCAUUUCUAUCCGUGUUUGAGAUAUGUAAUUUUAAAUUAGUAUACUAUAAAGAAAAUCUGACAUUGGU
This is a messenger RNA of Babjeviella inositovora NRRL Y-12698, 2712 nucleotides long. RefSeq lists its product as uncharacterized. Lineage: Eukaryota; Fungi; Ascomycota; Pichiomycetes; Serinales. The transcript has a single exon. The coding region runs from base 55 to 2475 and encodes 806 amino acids. The record is from RefSeq and is a predicted model, not a curated record.